AUGAAGACCGCUGUUGUCCUCGCCCUGGCUGGUGCUGCCAUUUCGGCUCCCACCCGCACCCUUGAGAAUCGCCAGUUUUCUGGUCUUAGUUCCGGAAGUGGUACCGAAAGUGGUCUCGAUGCCCUCAAGUCCCUGAUUCCUAGCGGCAUCCCCAGCUUCCCACACUUCAGUGGCCUUCCUGGUCUCGGAGGCUCGGGUGGCUCGUCCAGUGGUCUUCCCAGUCUCCCCAGCUUCAGUGACUUGCCUAGUCUGGGUGGCUCUGGGGAUCUCCCCAGUCUCCCCACCGGCCUUCCCAGUCUUUCUGACCUCGAGGGAUCCAGCGCUGAGGGUGAAGCUACCAAGACCGAGAAGCGUCAGUUCUCCGGUCUUGGCUCAGGCAGUGGCGAUCUGAGCUCGUUUGAGUCUCUCAUCCCUAGCCUGGGUGGCUCAUCCACCAGCGGUGGUGGUCUCAGCGCUCUGGAAUCUCUGAUCCCCAGCAGCGGAAGCACCGGCGGUGGGCUCAGCUCUCUAAUCCCUAGUUUAGGCGGUUCAUCCACCAGCGGCGGUGGUCUGAGUGCUCUCGAGUCGCUCCUCCCCAGCGCAGGCUCUUCCACCGGUCUGGGCUUCAAAGCCCGCCGUGACGCUGAAAUCGAGAAGCGUCAGCUCAGUACGUUGACAUCCCUAUUCCCCACUCUGUCGAGCUCCAGCUCUGGCUCGGACUCGACUUCAAGCUCUUCGGACAGCUCGUCCGGCAGCGGCUUCAGCAUCCCCGGCCUCAGUAAUAUCUCCGACAAAAACCACUCCAACGGCGUGACCUCCAACACCGGUUGCCAGGAGCUGACUUUCAUUUUCGCUCGCGGUACCGGCGAGCUCGGUAACAUGGGCUCCGUCGUUGGACCCGAGGUUGCUACUCAGCUCAAGUCCCUUACUUCCAACAAGGUCACCAUCCAGGGAGUGACUUACUCUGCCGAUGCUGCUGGUAACGCUCAGCUCGGCGCCAACGGUGGCCCCAUCAUGGCCAAACUCGUUAAGCAGGCUCUCAGCCAAUGCCCCAAUACCAAGGUCGUAGUCGGUGGAUACUCGCAGGGAGCCAUGGUCGUCCACAACGCCGCCAGCAGCCUCUCUUCCGGUCAGAUCUCCGGUGCUGUUCUUUUCGGUGACCCGUUCAAGGCCCAGGCUGUGUCCAACCUCUCCGACGACAAGCGCAAGGAGUUCUGUGCUACCGGCGACCCUGUUUGCGAGAACGGCUUCAACGUCAUGGCUCAUCUCACCUAUGGAAGCGAUGCGAAGACUGCUGCGCAGUUCCUCGUUUCCGCUGCUGGUCUUUCCUAG
Penicillium soppii is the source of this 1311-nucleotide messenger RNA. RefSeq lists its product as uncharacterized. Gene Ontology annotation, cellular component: extracellular region. Gene Ontology annotation, biological process: carbohydrate catabolic process. The record is from RefSeq and is a predicted model, not a curated record. NCBI's taxonomy places the organism in Eukaryota, Fungi, Ascomycota, Eurotiomycetes, Eurotiales, Aspergillaceae. Gene Ontology annotation, molecular function: cutinase activity. The coding region runs from base 1 to 1311 and encodes 436 amino acids. The transcript has 3 exons.